This is a messenger RNA of Melampsora larici-populina 98AG31, 837 nucleotides long. RefSeq lists its product as uncharacterized. Lineage: Eukaryota; Fungi; Basidiomycota; Pucciniomycetes; Pucciniales; Melampsoraceae. The transcript has 3 exons. The coding region runs from base 1 to 837 and encodes 278 amino acids. The record is from RefSeq and is a predicted model, not a curated record.
AUGGUUACACGAGGCUUUUGGGGCAGUCAUCACUAUUGGUGCCAGGUUGUACAAUCAGUUGAAGGGAUCCUGGGCGUUUGGCACUAUGACGAGCGCAAGAACGCAGGGUUUGCUCAGCUUAUCUCUCGCAACGUCAACAGUAUCGCUGGGUGCUCAGAUCACACCUCCUGGGUCUGUUACUCAAGGGUGCCAUUUGAAGAAGAGAGAAAAAAGAUUGAAGCGGCAAUUAUUUCAAUGAUGAAAAACUUUCCUACCCGCCACCACAGCAUAACUUUCAGCAUGCCAACUGCUUCCGCCCCUUUUGGAGGAGGACUUCCUUCACUCGAAGAAACCGUAGAUGAUAGCACGGCCCCCACAACUGUCGACAUCGAUGCUGAAGAUCACCUGCUCAAUCUUCAGAUUUGGAUGAACUCGACAUACAUGAUCAAGAAGAUCCGCCUGACUCUCCUUCAGUUUUGGAUGAACUCGACCGACAUGUGUGACAACUACCGCCUGCCUCUCCUUCUGUGGAAUGUCUCGACCCCCGGUCCUUUGAAGAUCAAGCUGUUGGUGCAGAAGCAAGGACUGGAUCCUUUACUUCCAGUUGAACCAAAGACAAAGAAGUCGGUAACUGUGAAAGCAGAAAGCGGCCCCACUGCCGCUCAGAAGCGCAAGGCUGCUGCCGCUGAGAAGCGUAAGUCGGCAGCAGCAGAGAAGCGCAAAGCUACAGCCGACAAACGUAAAGCGGCAGAUGAGGAGUGCAUGGCUGCCGCCGAAUUGCACAAGGCUGCAGCUGCAGAGAAGCGGAAAGCUGCAGCGGAAAGGCGUGAUUUGGCAAAAAAGAAGGAUGAGGCUUGA